AUGUUUUACGCGCAGUUCGUACUAUCAAAGAAAGGACCACUGGCAAAGAUUUGGUUGGCAGCACAUUGGGAGAAGAAGCUGUCAAAAGCUCAGAUUUACGAGACUAAUGUACAAGAUGCUGUUGAUGAAAUAUUGCAACCGAAGGUUAAAAUGGCUUUGCGAACUACCGGACAUCUUCUGCUUGGUAUUGUGCGAAUAUACUCCAGGAAGGCAAAGUAUUUGCUCGCUGAUUGCAAUGAAGCCUUUCUCAAAAUUAAAAUGGCGUUCCGUCCUGGACAAGUCGAGAUGAUGGAGGAUGGCAAGGAAGCUCCUUUUGCUGCUAUCUCACUACCUGAAGUCUACACAGAUUUCGAUUCCACUUUACCGGAAUUCAAUGAAGCCGAGUUCGCCAACCAUUUGCAGAUCAAUCAAAGCAGGAUAGAUGAUAUUACUCUGAAAGAGGACCACAUUUCCGAUCAACACAUGUUUGGCGCCGAAUUUGCCAGCGACGAAUUUGGAGAUACUGCUUUUGGACCGGUGACUUUCGGUAUGGAAGACGAUUUUGGUGAAUUUCCACCGUUGGCUCCAGUUUCGGAUGCCAGUGGAGUUGAAGUGCAGCGAGAUGCAAGCAGCUUUAUGGCUGGAGACCGACUAGCUCUUCGGGACAUCCGUGGUGCUACUCCAAGCCUGGAAGGAGCGAAAGCUCCAGGUGUCAACAUUUUCGUUGAUGACGAUUUCGGAGGUAUGGAUAUGGGUGGCGGUGAUGACGACAUGGAAGGUAGGCCACUGUUUUAG
Cooperia oncophora is the source of this 774-nucleotide messenger RNA. NCBI's taxonomy places the organism in Eukaryota, Metazoa, Nematoda, Chromadorea, Rhabditida, Trichostrongylidae. The record is from the annotation of a GenBank genome assembly.